AUUUCCUACACACGUUCGUAGAACGCCAAUGACCAUGAACAAAUAUUUUCCACCAGAACUCCUUAUAUGCGCCUGCAAUGCCUCCUCACAUUCCAUCUCCCACUGUGAAUCGAGCUUCCAGCUCCCUCAAUCAUGACUACCCCUCCAAAUUACUGGCCCAAGACCUUGAGAUCCUCUGUCAACCCGUCAGCACAAGUUCCACUCGACGAUCGCCCUGGCAAAAAUCUGCUAUGAACUCGGCGGAUUCAGUUAACUUACUCUGCUGCGUCAAGAGCAGUCCGUAUCUCUUCUUCAGCGUAACACGAUGUCUGGAGUACUUGUCAUCUGGCGAGAAACGCGCAGGGUGUGCCGACUUGGUGACCUCUCCCGAAACGACCUUCUUGAGUGUAUAGACACGCUUGCCAGCGCUGUCGACAGUGUACAUGAGAUGCAUGGUUGCGGUGUGGGGGGACGGAAUCGUUUGGGCGAUAGAUGUGUUUAAACUGGCAGAGGUCGAUUGAUCGAGCUUGACGUAGGCGGAAUGAGUGGCCGCGUGCUGUGUGGAAUCCUGUAUCGAUAUUGGGAUGCGUGGUGCGAAAACCGCUGGAGUCGUGAUAAUUUUUUGGAGUUUGCGAUUUGGACAGGGAUUUUGAUGGUGCUAGUCCUGUUUGGGUCUGGCAAUGCAUUCGGCUGUUAGCUCGCUUUCCACCAUUCCUCGCAAUUGAAGAGCGUAUCGUGUUCGCUCUGGCUGACAUCUCCACUUCCA
This is a messenger RNA of Cadophora gregata, 745 nucleotides long. RefSeq lists its product as uncharacterized. Lineage: Eukaryota; Fungi; Ascomycota; Leotiomycetes; Helotiales; Ploettnerulaceae. The transcript has a single exon. The coding region runs from base 78 to 392 and encodes 104 amino acids. The record is from RefSeq and is a predicted model, not a curated record.